Molecule: messenger RNA, 3675 nt
Organism: Musa acuminata AAA Group (dessert banana)
Lineage: Eukaryota; Viridiplantae; Streptophyta; Magnoliopsida; Zingiberales; Musaceae
Product: wall-associated receptor kinase 2-like
Exons: 6
Coding region: 1-3456 (1151 amino acids)
Biological process (GO): cell surface receptor signaling pathway; protein phosphorylation
Cellular component (GO): plasma membrane
Molecular function (GO): ATP binding; calcium ion binding; protein serine/threonine kinase activity
Source: RefSeq, a predicted model, not a curated record
AUGGGUGUGCUGUUAGGGUAUCGCUUGUUCCAGCUGUUGAUGCUGCCGCUAGUGGGUGCAGCGGCAUCUGCAGCAGCUGCACUGCCUGGCUGCCGAACGAGAUGCGGCAAGGUUGACGUCCCCUACCCUUUUGGCAUCGGUCCUAACUGUUCGAGGGAAGGCUUCUCACUAGAUUGCAACACAACGGCUGAUGGCCUCGAGAAACUCUUUGUGUUCAACGUCGAGAUCACCGAUAUCUCAUUGCUACUAGGCCAGGCACGCAUGCUCAAUGAAAUAUCGUGGCAGUGUUACAACGUUAGCGACAAUUCUAUCGACUACUAUGUCUGGUCUCUGAAUUUCACCGACACACCAUACAGAUUCUCCGACGUCCACAACAAGUUCACUGUAAUCGGCUGCGACACCCUCGCCUACAUCGGAGAUUUCGAAAGGGCCGACAGCUACCAGAGCGGUUUCGUGUCUGUGUGUCACAACGAGGUGAGUUUGGUCAACAGCUCAUGCUCCGGCAUCGGCUGCUGCCAAACCUCCAUCCCCAAGGACCUCACAUACUAUGAGGUCUGGUUUGAUUCAAAUUUCAACAGCUCGAGCAUCUGGAACUUCAGUGACUGCAGCUAUGCCGUAUUGUUGGAGGCGAAUCAGUUUGAGUUCCUAACAUCUUACGUCACAACGACCAAAUUCUGGUACAGCAGAAACGGCACGGCACCUAUGGUGGUGGAUUGGGCGAUCGGAAACGAGACAUGCGAGGUAGCACAGCGCAACAUAACCUCCUACGCUUGCAUCAGCGAGCACAGCGAGUGUUUGAACUCUUCCAAUGGUCCUGGGUAUCUUUGUAACUGUUCGAGUGGCUACCAUGGCAAUCCUUAUGUCGCUCAUGGCUGCCAAGACAUCGACGAAUGUUCUGAUAAAUAUCGAUAUCCUUGCCAUGGCAUCUGCCAGAACCUGCCCGGUAACUACAGUUGUUUCUGCCCGCGAGGUACAUAUGGUGAUGCUUUCACUGGAACAUGCACCCAACAGCAGAAACUUCAAUCAUCAGCAAAGGUGGCUGUAGGUGCAGCGGCAUCUGCUGCAGGUUCACUGCAUGGCUGCCGAUCAAGAUGCGGCUUUCCACUAGAUUGCAGCACAACAGAUGAUGGCCUCGAGAAGCUUUUUGUGUUCAAUGUCGAGAUCGUCAACAUCUCACUGCCACUGGGGCAGUGUGCAAAUCGAGAGAUGGGUGUGCUGUUAGGGUAUCGCUUGUUCCAGCUGUUGAUGCUGCCGCUAGUGUGUGCAGCGGCAUCUGCAGCAGCUGCACCGCCUGGCUGCCGAAGGAGAUGUGGCCAGGUUGAUGUCCCCUACCCUUUUGGCAUCGAUCCUAACUGUUCGAUGGAAGGCUUCUCACUAACUUGCAACACAACGGAUGAUGGCCUCGAGAAACUGUUUUCGACCAACGUCGAGAUCACCGAUAUCUCAUUGCCACUAGGCCAGGCACGCAUGCUCAAUGAAAUAUCGCGGCAGUGUUACAACGUUAGCAACAAUUCUAUAUACCACAACACCUGGUCUCUGAAUUUCGUCGACACACCAUACAGAUUCUCCGACGUCCACAACAAGUUCACUGUGAUCGGCUGCGAGACCCUCGCCUACAUCGGAGGUUGGGAAAGGAACGACAGCUUCUGGAGCGGUUGCGUGUCUGUGUGUUACAAAGAGGAGAGUUUGGUCAACAACUCAUGCUCCGGCAUCGGUUGCUGCCAAACCUCCAUUCCCAAGGACCUCGCAUACUAUGAGGUCCAGUUUGCUUCCAAUUUCAACAGCUCGAGCAUCUGGAACUUCAGUCCCUGCAGCUAUGCCGUAUUGUUGGAGGCGAAUCAGUUUGAGUUCCUAACAUCUUACAUCACAACGACCAAAUUCUGGCACAACAGAAACGGCACGGCACCUUUGGUGAUGGAUUGGGCGAUCGGAAACGAGACGUGCGAGGUAGCACAGCGCAACAUAACCUCCUACGCUUGCAUCAGCGAGCACAGCAAGUGUUUGAACUCUUCCAAUGGUCCUGGGUAUCUUUGUAACUGUUCGAGUGGCUACCAUGGCAAUCCUUAUGUCGCUCAUGGCUGCCAAGACAUCGACGAAUGCUCUGAUAAAGAUCAAAAUCCUUGCCAUGGCAUCUGCCAGAACCUGCCCGGUAGCUACAAUUGUUUCUGCCCGCGAGGUACAUAUGGUGAUGCCUUCAAUGGAACAUGCACCCAACACCAGAAACUUCCAUCAUCAGCGAAGGUGGCUAUAGGUACUGGCAGUGGCUUGAUCUUCCUACUAAUAUCCGGCAUGUGUAUCUAUGUGAUUCUUCAAAGAAGAAAAUUAAUCAAGAUUAAGGAAAGAUAUUUUAGAGAACAUGGAGGUUGGAUAUUAUUGGAAGAGAUCAAGGCUAAAGAAAGAAGCUUUAGAGAACAAGGCCUUGCAUUUAAGAUAUUUGCCAAAGAAGAAUUAGAAAAAGCUACAGAGAAGUAUGAUCAGAACCGAGUCCUUGGCAGAGGAGGGCAUGGUAUCGUUUACAAAGGAGACUUGGAGGACAGUCGUGUCGUUGCCAUCAAGAAACCCAAGAUCAUUGAUGAAAGCCAAAAGAAUGAAUUUGGAAAAGAGCUGCUUAUUCUGUCGCAGAUCAACCACAAGAACAUAGUCAAGCUCUUGGGUUGUUGCUUGGAAGUGGAGGUUCCGAUGCUGGUUUAUGAGUUUGUCUCGAACGGGACCUUGUUCCAGCUGAUUCACGACAACAACAGGGCAUCUCCCUUUUCCUUGGCCACUCGCUUGAGGAUCGCUCAUGAGUCUGCCGAAGCUCUGGCCUACAUGCAUUCAUCAGCUUCGCCUCCCAUCAUUCAUGGUGACGUGAAGUCUUCCAACAUCCUUUUAGAUGAAACCUAUACAGCAAAAGUUUCUGACUUUGGAGCUUCGAAGCUGGUUCCAAAAGACGAGGAUCAGUUUGCUACCUUGGUGCAAGGGACUUGUGGUUACUUGGACCCAGAGUACCUCCAAACCUGCCAGUUGACAGAGAAAAGUGAUGUUUAUAGCUUCGGCGUGGUGCUUCUGGAGCUGAUGACCCGCAAGAAGCCAAUUUAUUUUGAAGCAUCUGAAGAAGACAGGAGCCUCGCAUCAUGUUUUAUUCUGGCGACGAAGGAGAAUCGACUUAUGGAGAUCUUGGAUGAUCAGGUGAGAAACGAAGGGGAUACGGAACUGAUUCGAGAAAUGAGCGAGCUCGCAAAGCAAUGCUUGAAGUUCACGGGAGAAGAAAGGCCUACGAUGAAGCAAGUGGCGGAAGAGCUCGACAGGUUGAGAAAAUUCAAGCAGCACCCGUGGGUACCGCAGAAUCUUGAGGAGAUUGAGAGCUUGCUCAGUCAACCAUCGGUUGACCAUGAGACAUAUUAUCAUGGAAUCGAAACCACUACUAGCUAUAAUCCAGAGAAAAGAUUGGGAUUGGACAUCGAAUAUGGAAGAUGAUGAUCUGGUGCAUGCCCAAACUCUCUGGUUCUCGAGGCUUCUUGAUGCAAUCGUGAAUUGAUGCUGCUGCUAUGUGUACUUGUGAUCGUGUGCGUUUGUGCCAGUGUAUAAUAGCGAAGAAUAUUUAUUAAUAACUACAGAUAAUCUCUGUCAUUUCCUUGCUGGAAUAUGUUGUGUGUAAGAAUAAGGUUAUCCCAAUAAAUAUUAUCAUUUCAAACA